Molecule: messenger RNA, 822 nt
Organism: Rhizophagus irregularis DAOM 181602=DAOM 197198
Lineage: Eukaryota; Fungi; Glomeromycota; Glomeromycetes; Glomerales; Glomeraceae
Source: RefSeq, a predicted model, not a curated record
AUGGUAUAUUCUGACCCCUUUGUACAUUUAAGUGUAACUGAUUCACAUAUUAACUAUAAUCUUCCUAGAAUGCGUGGGAAUGAGACUCCAUCAGAUUGGAAGGAUCGAAUUUGGGACAUAUUAAUGGAAUAUAGAAAAAAUCAUCUUUUGACUAAUUCUAAUAAGAGAUAUUUUAUCGCUAGAAAACAAACAUAUUUAUUAUAUCAGUAUGAUGUUUGGUUUAGAAUAAAUAUAGGAAUAUAUUAUUCUUGUAAUCAGCUCGUCUAUUCCAAAUUAGGAAGUGGGUAUGAGUAUUUCCAUGCAUUCUUUAUGGAUAAGCAUUGGCGUACAAAUUGUACUGAAAAUGAAUAUUGUGAUAUGAGCUUCGAAGACUAUAUGAAGCUGAAAAAUAAUCCUUCACCUUGCUAUUUCACAAAGAAAGCAAUUCGUCGAUAUGAGAUGUGGUUGGAAAAUGUAUCAAAUAGGAUUCGACGUAUCAGGCAAAAGCAUAAGGUGCAAAGUAAUGUAGCAAGUCUCACUAUAUUUAUAACCAUCCAUAUGAACAAUACUUUCUCAACUCCUCCUUUUCUGAAAAAACCUGUCCAACAUCAGAGAUACGAUUUCCAAAGGGAAUCUUGGAUGGAUAAGCCACGUUCUUUGACCUCUCCUCCUUUGCCACCAAAGCCUGUUGCAUUAAUGAGUGGCUUCGAGAGAUACACUAUGCGACGUAGUGCAAGUGCACUAGAGAUUUCAGCCUAUAGAUUUGAAAGAAGCCAGGUCUUGAUUGAUGCUGAAGCAUAUUUUGAUUCCGUGCGGGAGAUAGACUUAAUAUCUUUUAACUGA